Messenger RNA from Penicillium malachiteum, 612 nucleotides. RefSeq names its product aminoglycoside phosphotransferase family protein. Bases 1 to 612 code for a protein of 203 amino acids. The record is from RefSeq and is a predicted model, not a curated record. The transcript has 3 exons. Lineage: Eukaryota; Fungi; Ascomycota; Eurotiomycetes; Eurotiales; Aspergillaceae.
AUGUCUGGUUCUAUUCUGAUGGAGCCAACACCCUCACAUGAUUUGACUUCCUCAGAAGACCAAUGGAGUGAUAAAUCACCCGAAAGAGGUUACCAUCGCCAGGAGAGAUUCCAGAACGAAGCUGAGUCGUUACGAUAUAUACGCCGCGUCAGCGAUGUCCCUGUUCCGACCUUGUACGGCUCAAUCGAGGUCGAUGGUGUUUAUUUACUUAUCAUGGAAUAUAUCGACGGCGUUGGCAUGUUCCGACUCUCAGAAGAUCAGAAAAAACUCGUCUUGGUAGAACUUAAACAGUUCAUCGAUACCCUCCACCGGAUAAGGUUGAACAAAAUUGGCGGACCUACAGGGGCUGAAGCCGAAACUCCAGAAUAUGUGUUUUGUCACAACGAUCUUUCACAACAUAACAUCAUUGUUGACCCAAAGACCCUGAAAAUCAAGGCCAUUAUUGAUUGGGAAUACGCAGGCUUCUUUCCGGAAUACUUUGAUGCGCCUUUCUACAAAAGAAUUGGCCCCUCGGCUGCAAUCGAUGAGGAAACCGAUGAUGUACCAAAGUUACUUCAAUUUCUGAACCAAUCCAAAUCGAAUGACUCUCACCACGCCAAACCGCAAGCUUGA